This is a messenger RNA of Sipha flava (yellow sugarcane aphid), 1279 nucleotides long. RefSeq lists its product as uncharacterized. The transcript has 2 exons. NCBI's taxonomy places the organism in Eukaryota, Metazoa, Arthropoda, Insecta, Hemiptera, Aphididae. The record is from RefSeq and is a predicted model, not a curated record. The coding region runs from base 953 to 1264 and encodes 103 amino acids.
CUAAAAUGUUUAUAAUGGAAGAGUUCAUGAUAGUAUUUAUCGCAUUAUCAGCACGCUAUUUAUUCGCUGAGCCGAGUAAUCACAGAUUAAGUUGUCUGAACUUACAACUAAUUCACAUGACACUCGAUGUCAGUUUAGACUUGUCGAGUGAAUUAUACCUUGGUAGUGAGGUACUAAGGGGUGGAUCCAGUGUUUCAUUUGAGGAGGGGGGUCCUUUUGAAAAAAACAACCAGCUAAAAUAAACAAAAUUUAAAUUUUAAAUGUAUCGAAUUAAAAUUAAUACUUUUAAAAUUGAUAAUUUAAAUUGUAGCACAUCAUAAUGCAUCUCAAUUCACCGUAUUUGGCAUAAUCCUUUUAAUUUGUGAUUCAAAGUAUUUUUAAAACAAAUUGCCGUUUUGUGGAACCAUUAAAAAAUGCAAUAACUUCUUUCAAUAUGCUGAUAGUUUUGCGGGCAGAAGCUACUUUAGAUAAAUAAGAAAGAGAAAUAUUUAACGCAUGAUUGAAACAUGGACAUUGUACAGCCAUUGUACAUUCUUUUAAAAUAAUUUUUUAAAUCUUUUAAACUUUUAACUAAUAUUAUAUACUGAUAUAUAACUAAUAUAAUACAUCAAAUAUAUGUCAGCCGGGGGGGGGGGAUGGCAAGCCUCUAACCUUCUAGAUAUAAAAAUGGGGAUAGUCACUCAACCGAGUGAAUAGAAAUGAUUUCUUUUUUUCUCGUUUAAUAAAAAUUUAAUUGGUUUCUUGAAGUCACAUGGGACGGUAUUCGGCCGAUUUCACUUUCUCGAUCGAGUGAUCGUCACAUGUAAACAAGGAAUUAUAAUGGCACCGCACAAAUAAUCGAUUAAUUUGCCCGUAAUUGUAAUACGAUGGCCAAGCGUAGGUUCAGUCACCUGAUUAUCGAUACCUACUUUUCUCCAGUGAUCCCGACGUCACCACGAGUCCAACCUUAUGGAUGCGGCGGUCGAUCAGAGAUCCGCAUCGCGCCCAGCCUCAAAGCACCGUUCAGUUUAGGAAAGUGAGACAUUUCCAGGAUCCCGUACCAUGGGUUAUGCGUUCGGUUUUAGAAUGUCGGCAUGCACUCAACCACAAGACUGAUUGUCGCCGCUACCGUUCCGAAGUGACCCUAGAUUACUAUCCACCGUUUAAGUACACGAAAUCCCAAAUGGUGGCCUUUCGUCUUGGUUUGGGUUGGCACGCGUCCGCCUUCUACAGUUACAGGGCGUUCUUACCAAUGUCGGAAUUGCAAUCGGCUGUACAUGUAUAGUAGAGGAUUAGCAAG